UAGUACACUAAAUUAGUCAUUAGUCGAGGUCAAUGUUUUGAGUGUUGAAUACAACAACUGUAAUGGGUUCAUAUUCAAAGAAGACUUCAGCGGAAUGGUUUAUAGAACAGCUAAAUGUGGAAAAUGCGAAGCUCCUGGCUUUUGUACUUGUGCUUGGGUUCAUCGGUUACCAUGGGAUAUUGCAUUUACGAUAUGGUCCCGACUCUUGCACCUGGUUGUUAUCAUCUGGUCGGUAUAAAGGAGAUCAUGAAUGGCAACCAUAUGGAUGUAUGUUGCAUAAGUAUUCCAAGACAGAUGCAAGAAGAUGUUUACGGUAUUUAGCGUUUUGGGGGAAAUACAACAGUUUCGCUUUUAUAGGAGACUCCAGGCUGGAACAAUUGUAUGAAUACUUUAUAGGCGUGCUAAAAACUCGUAUAGAGAUAGAUUCGUCCUACUCAACUGUAGACCAUCAUAUGCCGAACUAUACAUAUGUGGACAAUAAGUUGAAAUUGUCCGUUACGUUUAUAUGGAGCGAUGACGUCUCUAGAACAAUGGUCGAUCAAUUUAGGACGUGGCAAUAUUCAGACAGACCUCCAUCAGUGAUUGUAGCAAGUACAGGAUUACAGUUGAUCAAGAAUCGUAACACUACUGAACAAGUGCUAGAAGAAUAUAAAAGGAACCUAACGCAAUUAGUUCAGCCUAUCGACUCGCUUGCGGGUCACAAGACACAAGUUCUAUGGAAGUUACUGGAGUCUGUCGAUACAACGAAAAUUAAAAACGACGUCAAGAUCAGCAACAGCGAUAUUGACGCUUAUAACAGAGCGGCAAUAGAGAUACUGCAGCACAGCGCAAUAAAGCUAUGGAACUCUCCGAGACUAGCGGCCGCGGCCGCUUCGUCUACCGACGGCCUGAGCAUCAGCCCCACUGCCCUGAAGCACUCGGCGCAGAUCCUGCUGAACAUGUACUGCAACGACCACAUGAACUUCAACGACGGCUCGUGCUGCGCGGAGCCCGAGCCCUGCACGCCGCUGCAGCUGCUCACCUUCGCGCUCUUCCUGCUCUGUGCAGUGUUAGCCGGAAUACAAAGCAUUUGGCGCUGGUCUCAGAUAUUCAGACAGAGAAUGGAAGGUUAUGCACUUGUUAAUCAGAAUAAUGUGGAAAGUCCAUCAGCCAUGAUUGCCAUGGCCAAGCUUGGGAUGAUCAUGGCGUAUUUCUACCUGUGUGAUAGAACUAAUUUCUUUAUGAAGGAAAAUAAAUAUUAUUCGGAAUGGAGUUUUUGGUUGCCAGUCGGUUAUGUAUUCGCGCUUGGGUUGUUUUUUACGGACGAGUCGAGGUCUACUAGAGUAUUAAACCGAGAACAGACAAACGAAUGGAAAGGUUGGAUGCAAUUAGUAAUACUGAUAUACCAAGUGACGGGUGCAAGUAAAGUAUUACCUAUAUACAUGUUAGUAAGAGCCCUUGUGUCUUCGUACCUUUUUCUGACUGGAUACGGACAUUUCUACUAUAUUUGGAAAACUGGGGACACGGGUAUUGUCAGAUAUUUCAGAGUGAUUUUUAGAUUGAAUUUCCUUACUGUCGUACUGUGUCUGACGAUGAACAGGCCGUAUCAGUUUUAUAGCUUCAUACCGUUGGUGUCUUUCUGGUUCACGUUGAUGUUCGUAAUAUUCGCCCUACCGCCGCACAUAACCCAGUCGUCGAACCACACUAUCGAAACGAAGCCGUACCAAUAUUUGUACAUAGUGAUAAAAGUGAUCGGUCUCCUAACAAUAGUGACGGUCCUGUACAUGAGCGAAGUGUUCUUUCAAAAGAUAUUCGUUACGAGGCCGUGGAAAGCGCUGUUUGUGAAUGCCGAUGAUGAUAUACACCAGUGGUGGUACGCUUGGAAGCAAGAUAGAUACUCAAUGUGCUACGGUAUUAUGUUCGCACUGGCCUACCUUGUAGCACAGAGGCAUGGAAUACCCGAAGAACUAUUUACCACUCGAGCCACACUUUUGGCCACUUUACUGGCUGUAAUCGCAAUGGCUGCCUACGUGGCUCUGGCACUACUCUGCGAUAGUUCAUCAUGUGAUGAGAUCCACAGCUACGUAGCCUGGCUGCCCAUAGCCGCCUAUGUGAUGUUAAGAAACUUAGGCUCCAGUCAACGUUCAUCAGCGCUAUUCCGAUGGGUCGGGGCCAUAACCCUGGAACUAUUCGCCAGCCACUCCCAUAUCUGGUUAGCGGCUGAUACUCACGGGGUUCUGGUGUUGGUCCCAGGGUCUCCAGUACUGAAUUUGAUGAUCACGUCAUAUGUCUUCGUGUUUGCUGCGCAUGAGAUCAGAAAACUGACGCAGGUAAUACUUCCAUAUGCUGUUCCUGAUGAUUGGAGAUUGGUUUUAAGGAAUUUCGCUAUCUUUCUUGCGGUUUUGGUGCCGAUCGGUAUUCAUGAUGGGAUGUUCUAAUCUUGUAUUUUGAUAAUGUUUCUGGAUCUUAAUGAUUACCUCAUACCUAGCGUUUGGAGUUGAGGAACUUCGCCAUUUUCCUUGCAGCUUGGUGUACAAGUAAAAAUCAAAAA
This is a messenger RNA of Melitaea cinxia (Glanville fritillary), 2530 nucleotides long. RefSeq names its product N-acetylneuraminate 9-O-acetyltransferase. The record is from RefSeq and is a predicted model, not a curated record. Bases 63 to 2417 code for a protein of 784 amino acids. Lineage: Eukaryota; Metazoa; Arthropoda; Insecta; Lepidoptera; Nymphalidae. The transcript has 11 exons.